Marchantia polymorpha subsp. ruderalis is the source of this 1616-nucleotide messenger RNA. The record is from the annotation of a GenBank genome assembly. Lineage: Eukaryota; Viridiplantae; Streptophyta; Marchantiopsida; Marchantiales; Marchantiaceae.
GCCCGCCCGCUCCGUUGGAGCGUCGAACGUCUGUUCGCUGCAACGGAGCCAUUUGAAGUGGAGCUCGAGCUUCAGGUGAAGGAGUGCGCGUUCGGCAGGGAACGAGAGAUUUCAUCGGCAGGAGCUGCGGCAGGCAGAUUGACCGAUCGAUCGAGCGAUUUGGCGUGCGAGUGAGUGAGGGAAAGAUUGGAGCUAUGGCGGGAGCAGCAGGAGCGCUUUGCGCAGCCGCCACCAGCAGCUGUGCGACCACUGUGAGAUUGGGCGCCACAGCCAGCGCUCGUCUAGUAUCGUCGUCCUCUGCCGCUGCUUCUUUCGCUCCUCAGCAUUACUUCGGUGGGCUUCGUCAGUCCAGCUCCCUUCAUGCCUCUGGCCCUGCCCGCCUCAGAGUCGCCAAUGUGGAAGGCUCUUCUCGCUCUUUCACCUCUGGUGUGAAAGCUCAGGUUGCCACCACCGAGACAGCUGCCACAGAGACCUCCAAAUUGGUUGAGGCUCCAGUAACCAUAGUGACAGGAGCGUCCAGGGGAAUCGGCAAGGCUGUUGCACUUGCUUUGGGUGCAGCUGGUGCCAAGGUCUUGGUAAACUAUGCACGCUCCGCCAAGGAGGCCGAAGAUGUCGCUAAACAGAUAGAGGAACUCGGUGGAUCAGCAAUCGUGGUCGGAGGAGAUAUGUCUAAGGAAGCCGAUGUCGAAGCCGUUUUCAAGGCUGCAGUGGACAAGUGGGGCACAGUUGACAUUUUGGUCAACAACGCAGGUAUCACGAGAGACACACUCUUGAUGAGGAUGAAGAAGUCUCAGUGGGACGAAGUUAUCGAGCUGAACUUGACCGGAGUUUUUCUCUGCACACAGGCAGCUGCCAAGAUCAUGAUGAAGAAGAGGAAGGGACGAAUUAUCAAUAUUUCAUCUGUAGUCGGAGCGUCUGGAAAUGCUGGUCAAGCCAACUACGCCGCUGCAAAGGCAGGUGUGAUCGGGUUCACAAAGAGCGUUGCGAGGGAGUACGCAUCGCGAAACAUCACUGUGAAUGCUGUGGCACCUGGAUUCAUCGCAUCUGACAUGACAGCCAAACUGGGAGCUGAUAUCGAGAAGAAAAUCAUGGACACCAUCCCACUUGGAAGGUAUGGGCAAGUAGAAGAGGUGGCUGGAGCUGUGAAGUACUUGGCUCUAGAUCCUUCUGCAGCUUACAUUACAGGCCAGUGCCUUCACAUCAACGGAGGUAUGCUCAUGCCUUGAAAGAACGUAACUUGUUGUCGUCAAAGAGGAAAGAGGUUUGCACGUGCUGCGUCAUCUAUUGAGAGGGAGUCUUACCUUCCGGCGAGGAAGUUACACACUUCGAAGAAUCCUGAAGGACAACUUCACGGGAAAGAUCAAUUUUGGAGAAAGUAGACUGACGGACGUAGGGUCAGCUAGUAUCGUCUUCUCUCAUUAGACUAGUUGGUACCAUUGUACUGUCAUACACCCGAGUAAAACUUGGUCAUGUAUUAGGAACUAGCCAUUAUUACUUGUGCUAUUGCACGAAUGUAUUUGACCGGUGCCGCGAACGAACCUUUUCUUGGUUUCGAGUACAAUUCCUUGUGUUAAUCUACAUUCAGCGCCCAUGAAUGGUGCAAAAAGUAUUGAAAC